AUGACAACUAUUCUGGAUGUCCCGGGCACUAACCCCCCAAAUCCCUUUUCCAGGCCAAUCCAAGCCUUUCUAACACCUAGCAACCUUUGCUCGGCGCCAACGCCAGAGGAGACAGCUGCCCAACUUGUCAAAUCUGUGACCUCAUCUUCGGCCCCCGCUCACGCGCUCUGGGAGCUCUGGGACGCCUUUUUCACGGCCGUCGCCACCUCUCCAGCAUCGCAUGACCCUCAUCUUACCCUCAUUGACGCCUUCCACGCGCAGCCACCUACAGAGCUUAACGUGCGCGCAGGAUCCAGCCUCCGCAGAUACAUCGGGGCCGAAGGAAAGCUGCACUGGCAGACACUGCCGCUGUUUAGCGCGCAGUGGCGCGAUGUGCAUGAUACCCUUGAGGCCUGGCGUGACUGGGACGGUGUGCGUUCGGGCGCGGGAGAUAAUUCUACUGUUAGUGCGUUACGUAGCAGCGGCGACGAGUACUUUCUCCACUUCUGCGUCUUCUCGAGUACGCUGCUGAAAGCGACGAAAGGCAAAGGCGAGGUGCAUCAUAUCUGCGUCUUCUAUGCGUGCCGUGACGUGCUAGAGCGUGAGGGACCCCAGCUCCGCCAACCAAAAGCGCAUAGAAUGUCAUCGGAGCAGGUGUGGGCGCUGGAUGUCCGUAUAGCAGCGAUCUGGAUGCGGGAUGGGGGCCAGGUACUAUGGGAGACGGACGGUGAUGAGCUGCGACAGCACUGGGCGGCGGCGUUAGAUGGUCCGACGGAACUGUGGCCAAGAGAGGAUGGGCUGACGCGGGAGCGUUGGCGAUUGUGGCGGGAGAGGCUGCGAGCUCUAAGUACAGAGGGGAUUUUGGACAAAGAAACUAGGGUUGUGAUUACAGAAGCCGCUGAAGUGGUUAGCGGCAUUCUAGAAAACCCGACCUAG
This is a messenger RNA of Penicillium coprophilum, 915 nucleotides long. RefSeq names its product DUF3632 domain-containing protein. Bases 1 to 915 code for a protein of 304 amino acids. The record is from RefSeq and is a predicted model, not a curated record. The transcript has a single exon. Lineage: Eukaryota; Fungi; Ascomycota; Eurotiomycetes; Eurotiales; Aspergillaceae.